AGUUCACCAGUUGACACACUACAUCGGUUCAGCUUUACUGAAGGCUUUAGAGACUGAUCCAAAGAGAGGAAAAACGGUGCAACAAUGUCCAUCAAUCACAAUGAGCCGACAGAGCAGACCUGCCCGGAAAUCUCAGAGCAACAGGUUAACACAGAUCAGACUGAAUUAAGAUCCUGUGGAAUAAACCAUGUGGAGGGCGGAUGGCCCAAAGAAAUUGAUCUUCAAAAUUUGGAACACACCAGUCGUUUUAGAAAGAGGAAGGAAAGAGAAGACAGCUACAUAAACAGUAUCACUCAACUGGGCAGUAUCACAGAGCACAGCUUUAGGCAGAAUAAUGCCGUAGAAAUCUAUGAGAAAUACUUUGAGGAUGAGGAAGAUAUGAAUGAAAGUCAUGAGCCACCUCUUACCAAAACCAUGACUGUGUUCAGUGAUCCUACCCAUUUGCAGCGUGCUGCGAGAGGUUUGUCUUGGAGUACUUCUGAACCUAUGAAAUUUGCUGCUGCUUUUGCUUCUAACAAGUUCCCACUGUUGUCCGAAAUGUGCAAAGACUCCUAUGUCUGGGACAUUGAAAAAUCCAGUUCACCACUGAUGGUGCUAAAACCAUCGUCCUCACUUCUCUGUCUGGAGUACAACCCAAAUGACCCCGCCUGUCUUGUGGGAGGCUGCUACAAUGGGAGAAUUGUUUACUGGGAUACUCGGGAAAGCUGUUGGCCUGUGGGUUCUUCUCCUGAGGAUCACAGUCACAAAGAUCCAGUCAGCAAAGUGAGCUGGCUUCAACUCAAGGGCAAAAAAGAGGCAAUCUCCACUUCCACUGAUGGACAGGUUUUGUGGUGGGACAUCCGGAAGAUGAGUGAGCCCACAGAGCGUUUGAUUCUGGACCUGGGUGGGGAGAGGACCUGCCCCGUAGGAGCAAUUUCUCUCGGGCUAAACCACAUCAUGAACACAAAGAUCAUGUUGGGGACACAGCAUGGCUUGGUCAUCUCGUGUGACAAGAACGGAAAGACUCCAGCAGAAAAGAUUGUUAGUAUUUACAAAACCAACAAAGGACCUGUGUAUGCUGUGCAGAAGAACCCCUUCUUUCCCGGGAACUUCCUGACUGCAGGGGACAAGCAUGCUUGCCUCUGGUCUGACAUCAUUACCAGGUCCCCAAUCAUGGCAUUCAGGAAUGGAAUGCAAAACUUAACCGGUGCUUGCUGGAGUCCAUUCAGACCCUCCGUCUUUUUUACUCUAAAUAUGGAUGGCGUGCUGGACAUCUGGGACAUCUUGUUCAAACAGACUAGCUCCGCACUGAGUGUCAAGGUGUGUAACAGUGUUCUGUGCAGCAUUUCUGUUCCUGAUAAGGGGCCUCUGAUGACUUGUGGCUCUACUAACGGGGAAGUGAUGCUGUUGAAGGUUUGGCCUGGACUGUUGACCCCACGAAACAAUGAGAUCAGUUUAGUCACUGCUCUGAUUGAAAACGGAGAAAAACAGCAAGGUCCUUUGAGUCAAAUAGAAAAACCUUCUGAGGAAGAGGAUGAAGAGGAGGAUCCCAACGAGCUCAUCGCUCAAGCUGAAAGAGAUUUUUAUUCAAUGGCAUAGAUGGUGACGAAAGAAAAGGAAGGAUCUGCUCCAGAAAAAAAAUCAAAAAUGGCAACAAAAAUAUAAGGAAAUUACCAGAUGCUAGCAACAACUGGAAAAUGGACUUUGGCAUGUUUGCAGGUUAUUUAUUUACAUUGCUUGCAC
Molecule: messenger RNA, 1722 nt
Organism: Oryzias latipes (Japanese medaka)
Lineage: Eukaryota; Metazoa; Chordata; Actinopteri; Beloniformes; Adrianichthyidae
Product: dynein axonemal intermediate 2b
Biological process (GO): cilium movement; outer dynein arm assembly
Cellular component (GO): outer dynein arm
Molecular function (GO): dynein light chain binding; dynein heavy chain binding
Source: RefSeq, marked provisional